Molecule: messenger RNA, 1595 nt
Organism: Candoia aspera
Lineage: Eukaryota; Metazoa; Chordata; Lepidosauria; Squamata; Candoiidae
Gene: INO80B
Product: INO80 complex subunit B
Exons: 5
Coding region: 40-1047 (335 amino acids)
Biological process (GO): chromatin remodeling
Cellular component (GO): Ino80 complex
Source: RefSeq, a predicted model, not a curated record
UGCGUCACGGCGCUCCGGUAGCGGCGGCGGCGGCGGAGCAUGAGCAAGGCGUGGCGCCGCGCGGAGGGCCUGGGCGGCAGGAUGGAGGGCGCCCGGCGGGGCGAGGAGGAGGACUCGAGCGGGCACGGGGCCCACAAGAAGAAGCACAAGAAGCACAAGAAGAAGCACAAGAAGAGGCACCACCGGGAGGAGGCCGGCCUGCCCCCCGCCGACCCGGCGGCCGCGCUCCCCAAGCCGCAGCUGAAGCUCAAAAUCAAGCUGGGCGGGCAGAUCCUGGGCACGAAGAGCGUCCCUACUUUUACAGUGAUCCCCGAGAGGCCGCGGUCCCCCUCCCCACUGAUGGUGGGAGAUGACGAAGAGGAGCCCAUGGAAGGCGUGCCCAUUGAGCAGUACCGCGCGUGGCUCGAUGAAGACAGUAACCUGGAGCCUUCCCCCUUGCCGGAGCUUGACCCGGAAAUGGGCUUCCCUGCACGGGAGGAAGAGGAGGAGCAGCGAUGGCUGGAUGCCCUGGAGCGGGGGGAGCUGGAUGACAACGGGGAGCUGAAGAAAGAGGUGGACGAGUCCCUGCUCACCGCCCGGCAGAAAGCCCUACUGCACAAGCAACAGAGCCAGCCAUUGCUGGAGCUACCAAUGGGGUACAAAGCCAAGGCACUGACAGAGGAGAUGCUGGUGAAGCGAGAAGAGCGGGCUCGUAAGCGGCGGCUCCAGGCUGCCAAAAAGGCCGAGGAGAACAAGAACCAGACCAUCGAACGCCUCACCAAGACCAGCAAGGCCAAAGUGAAGACACUGCGGGAGCGCAAGGCCAAAGGCGCAGCCGUCCCCACGGUGUGCUACCGCAGUGCUGCCCACAGGAUCACCAUCUCCUUCCCUCCCGGGGCCGCCCUGCCCAUCUCGCCUUCCCCCCCUGCAGUUGUGCCUCCGACCAUCCCCUGUGGGGUUCUUGGCUGCACCAACCUCAGGCGGUACUCCUGUUCCCGCACUGGGGUCCCCCUUUGCAGCCUGGACUGUUACAAAAAGAACUUGCUCCUCCAGGAGAUGCCAGCGUAGCCCCAUCACCCUUUGGCGGAGGAGGAUGGUGGUGCCUGGCAGGUGCCCAGGAGGGCCUCUGGUCUGGAAGAGGGGUGCCCGCGCUUUGGCUUGGCCAGCCCUGUUCCAAGGUGCCCAUGGGCAGGGAGGCAGCGAGCGGAGGUACAGACAUCCAAACCCCACUGAGGCUGAGCCUUUGAUGGCCUUGGGACUUCUAGGGCAGCAGCUGGUUCAGCAACCAGCCUGUACCUUGCUGUGCACAGGCAGGAGCCCCUGGGGGCAGCUCGCCUUGCUGCAGCGACUUUGGGAAUGUGCCAGAAGUUACAACAGGGAGGAGAGGACAGGGCCCUGGCAUUUGCAUGGGCUGGGGAAAAGGCAGCAGCAGUGGCAGGCAUUUUAACUUGCCUUUUUGGAGGCUGCAUCUUCCGAAGACAGACUGAAGUGGGAGCUGCCCUGUUCUUUCCUAUUUGCACAGACUGCGGGAAAAGGUGACCAAUGGCUUGUGGCUCUGCGCUAAGUCAGCAGCCUGCAGGAAAGUGAUCUGUUGUCAACAUUAAAGAUACCCUGAA